Molecule: messenger RNA, 360 nt
Organism: Pipistrellus nathusii (Nathusius's pipistrelle)
Lineage: Eukaryota; Metazoa; Chordata; Mammalia; Chiroptera; Vespertilionidae
Source: the annotation of a GenBank genome assembly
AUGCCGUCCCCGAGGACCCUGUGCAGCCUGCUGCUCCUCAGUGUGCUCUGCGUGGACUGGGCCAUGGCCGGCUCCAGCUUCCUAAGCCCCGAACACCAGAAAGUGCAGCAGAGAAAGGAGUCCAAGAAACCACCAGCCAAACUGCAGCCCCGAGAGCGAGAGCUCGAAGGCUGGCUCCGCCCAGAAGACGGAAAUCAGGAGGAAGGGGCAGAGGAUGAGCUGGAAGUUCGGUUCAACGCCCCCUUUGACGUUGGGAUCAAGCUGUCGGGGGCCCAGUCCCACUGGCACGGACAGGCCCUGGGGAAGUUUCUGCAGGACCUGUUUUGGGAAGAAGCCAACGAGGCCCCAGCAGACAAGUGA